ACUGCCGUCAACGAGAUCGAGAUGGAGUCGAUGGUAGAGCUGUACAAACUGUAGGCGUGUAAACUCGACAUACCAUGUUGCAUUUAAGAAGAAAAAAAGUGGAAGGAUGCGAAACAAAAAUAGAGAAGGUUAAUUGGCGCGGUAACAGAUGCUGGAGGAGUAUACUUAUCAGGUUUCAUCCGCCAGAAAGGAUACCCAAAUUCCAAAGAUUCUCUUCUGCUUACCAAGUCCACCACUGCCUACGUUGUUGGUCACUGGCGCAUUGAAAAAUUAAAGAUGAAGCAAGGGAUGGCUUAUGUGAGGUUGCAGUUGAACGAAAUGGAAAAUUGUCAGUUACCUGAAGCAUUGUCCAUUUUUGAAUUCUCUUUUCUGUUAAGGGUGUUUAUGAUAACUUUAAACAUCAAAGACGAACGAAAAAAUGAUUCAGGCAAGUUCUCGGUUUGUCUCUUACAAUACGGCCCUGCACUGUUGUCAAUGUAGACAUGUGUAGUCUUUUGCAUACAUUUCUGAGAUUGGCCAGAAAUGUUUCAAUGUAAGGACUUCAUCUGGGGCGAACCAAAAAAUUUUGACCAAUCAGUGAACAAAAGAUAGAACAAAUGAAUAAAAGGAGGCAUACGCAUGCAUGCAUUCAGUUGUAGUGAAUUUUACAUUUGUACAAAUAUCAGUUUGAAUCAGGAGCCAUAAGCGCCCUGGUUCUUAUUCCCUGCCUGGCAACUCUCACCAUUUGAUCACGCAACAUGGCAACAUCCACCCGAGAACCCACGACAUGUGCGUGGAUCGGUGCGGAUAUAUGUCGUCAUGGUGACGUAAUUUGUUCUUAAAAUAGCAAAGUUGUCCCAUAUCAUAGGUGCGCGCGGAUCCCAAGACUUACGGUCUCCGUGCCCGAUUAUGGUUCCUGUUUGACGAGACAUGCUCAUUUCAUUUGCAGUUAAAAGCAAAGUUCUAUCUAAUCUUUAAUGUUGAGGACGUCCCCAAAGACAACAGCUCAAAACUUCAUUUGACGUGGGUCGACAUAUUCUACAUUUAGCGAUGCAACUAUAAUCUUGUCAAACUAAUCAACUCCUCAAGCCUCGUUCUCAAGUCUAUAUUCCUUACCAGUCCCCCGCAACAAAAUAUAAAGCUUGUAAAUGCAGAUUAAACUCAAAUAACAGAUCAACGAGAGACACAUUAGAACGUUAUCCAGCAUUUGCAGCAUUAGCCGUUUGCUCUCGUACAUCAGUCACACAGGCUCAAAUGAUUUCUAUGGAAUACUGGAGGCCAUUUUUCGUCGUGUUCUUUUGCAUCUUCGGUUAUGCUUUAUGUACUCCUGAGGCAAAAACAAAGCUGGGAGCUCAUGAUGAGGAAGAUAUUUCUUUGAACAGAGGCAAGCGAUCUAUACCAAUCAUAUACGACAUCUACAUGCUGGAUCACUUCAUUGAGCUUGUGGAAAAGAUUGAACGCCAUACGAGUACCGAUGGCGAUACCAUCAACGAGAUCGCAAACUACAUCCGUAUUCUUGGUUUCAACGCUGAUUUGUGGAACAUACUGUGUGGCCAGUCAGAUCCUUUACCUGUUGGUAUUCUGAACUCAGAAGAAAAACGCGUUCUCACUAACAUGGUUCAAUACAGCUAUGAUGACAACUCCCAGCGGGAAAUGGGCGUAGUGCUGACACCUGACGGAGAAACCAUAGCAAUGGGUCGUGUCAUGAUGGGUAUUUGCGCAGGCCUGAAUCGUGAUGAUAGCCUCUCCCUCACGCAAUGGACAGUCGGUGCUCCAUUACGUGUCGACAAUUUGUUUACCGCUACCAUUGCUUACAACCUCGCGCGAAGCGCUUUGUAUAAAGGAAAUGGAGACACGUCAACUUUAUUCGGUCCUUCUGGAUAUUGGAACCCAAACACUCAAUGCCCCGCUUCGUAUCGCUUAGCUGGAGCCGUGUCCAAGGCUACUGAUGCAGAAAUACUAGGCGACAUUGACGGAUUCCUUCUAGGGCAUGGCAUCCCCAAGUGGAAGAAGAAAGGAGUGCGACUUGGUCAGUUGCUGAGGAUGUACUAUGGAUCAGGUAUCCUGUAUGAUACAUCAUAUGCCAGAUGCAGGAGAAACUCCAAAUUUAGAAACUUAGUUGACAUAGAAAUACUUCUGGAGCAGAUCGAAGGAUUCGCUUAUGCCUACUAUGACAAAAACUCCGCGCAGUUGCCUAAUGUAAAGAAAAGCAAGAUCGUGGACCUCUCCAGAAACGUAAACGACCAGUUUUUUACAUACUUGGAUGUGGUCACUGGGAAUACUUCGUGCAGUACUGACGAAAAUAAUGAAGACUGUGAACUUCCAGCUAACAUUGUGUUCGUUAUGGACGAGUCGGGAAGUAUUAAAGAGGAUAACCAUAAAAAAGAAGUCAAGUUCGUAAGGGAGAUUAUUCAAACGUUUGACAUUUCUCCUUUACAAGCUCGCGUGGCCAUUGUCGAAUUCUCCGACUCUGUUUCUCUGUCAGUCGCUCUUGACAACUAUGGCUCCAAAACGAGGCUGAUGUGUGCAGUCGAUGAAAUUCAAUAUAAAGGGGGUUACACUUACACUGCUGAAGCUCUGAACGCUGUUCACUACAAUGUGUUGAAACCCGCAGUGGACAAUCCAGUGACCGAUACACAAACAGUUCAGAUAGUCAUUGUACUCACAGAUGGAAAAUCGAACGACAGGCAAUUAAAUUUGGAGAAAGUCGUAAAGAAAUUAAAGUCAGACAUAAGCGGUAAUUCUGUUUUGUGUUGUCUUGACUAUUUAAUAGUGAAAUAUUUAUUUCUUACUUGCGCCUAGCGCUUAGUUUCAUGUGUUAUAUGCUUUUUUGUCUAAUUGGGUAGAUGUGAUUGCUUUAUUUCCGCUUCAUUGGCAAGUCGUCGAAACACACACACCAGAACUGCGAACGUUGUCACGUUACUGUAACAGCAGUUGUCACAACAUUUGUCAAGUAUAAAUGGAUACAGAUUGUGAAAUAAAAGGCAGAACGAGUAGCAGUGAUCUCUAUGCGUUACGCAAGUUCUGGCGAUCGUGUCGCUCAGAUAAUUUUCAGAACACGAAUGCUUCUUGUUCCGCAGACUGAUAGUCUUCUUGAGGUCGUCACGCAACGCUUCCUGAGAGGUAGCGUUGCGUGAUGACCCCAAACGACGGCUGCAAAAGAGACUUUAUCCUCCGGCGGGGCGGGAGGGGGUACACCGUGAAAAAUUGGGCGGUGUGCGGCCCGCUACCCAAAACCCUUACCCUAUUUAUGACCAAAAUCUACGAUAUUCCCUACCCUAUUUAUGACCAUAAAUUCGA
Messenger RNA from Orbicella faveolata, 3279 nucleotides. RefSeq lists its product as uncharacterized. Lineage: Eukaryota; Metazoa; Cnidaria; Anthozoa; Scleractinia; Merulinidae. The record is from RefSeq and is a predicted model, not a curated record.